AUGGCUGACCUUGCUGCCUGGGAUGGUUCCAGCUGUGACCCCAUCACUCGUAAGACCACUCUUACCUGCACUAUGGGUCCCUCUGAUUGGGAUGUCGGGACUUUGGUCAAGAUGAUCAAUCAAGGACUCAACAUCGCUAGGUUCCACUUAAUGACGCUUCAGGUUUGA
This is a messenger RNA of Perkinsus marinus ATCC 50983, 168 nucleotides long. RefSeq lists its product as hypothetical. Lineage: Eukaryota; Perkinsozoa; Perkinsida; Perkinsidae. Bases 1 to 168 code for a protein of 55 amino acids. The record is from RefSeq and is a predicted model, not a curated record. The transcript has a single exon.